This is a messenger RNA of Recurvomyces mirabilis, 1608 nucleotides long. RefSeq lists its product as uncharacterized. Lineage: Eukaryota; Fungi; Ascomycota; Dothideomycetes; Mycosphaerellales; Teratosphaeriaceae. Gene Ontology annotation, molecular function: metallopeptidase activity. The transcript has a single exon. The record is from RefSeq and is a predicted model, not a curated record. Gene Ontology annotation, biological process: DNA repair. The coding region runs from base 1 to 1608 and encodes 535 amino acids. Gene Ontology annotation, cellular component: nucleus.
AUGCCUCUCGGCCUGCUACGUCGGAAUGAAAAGACACAGCGCCCAAAUGGCAACCUCAACUUCAUCAAACCAGACGCUCAUGCCUCGCCUGCAGACCAAGCCAUCGCAACGGACUUCCUCUCACGCAUCGCUGCACAAUGUUACCCCGUUAUGAAAGAGAACUGGAUCUCGGUCAUGACGCUGGAAGAGCACGCUCCGAAUCCGGAGUUCCUCGGUCGCAACUUCAAUGCCGGAGAAUGCAUUCAACUUGUGCUCAAGGACAAGCGAGGAAGAUGGCUGAGCUUCAAGUUUGUGCAGAUGGUUAUGAUGCACGAGCUUGCGCAUUGUAAGCAGAUGAACCAUUCGAGAUUCUUCUGGGAUGUGCGCAACGAGUAUGCCAAGACCAUGGAGGGAUUGUGGGCGAAGGGGUACAAGGGUGAGGGCAUGUGGGGCAGAGGGAAGGACUUGGAAAGUGGCAGCUUUGUGCAUGAUAGGAUGCCAGAGGAUGCGCAGAUUCCUGAGCACUUGUGUGGAGGCACUUAUCGGCGUCGAGGCAAGAAGAGGAAGCGUGGCGCGAACGGAAGAGAGGAUGGUGGUGAGAGAUUGACUUAUGCGGAGCGACAACAGAAGCGUAUACAGAAGAAGUUUGGAAAGCACGGAGACGGCAAUGCAAUUGGUGAUGAUGAGCUGACCAGAGGCUACCUGGACAGGAUGUCAGGCAAGAGGCAUAGGGGAAAACCGACGGUGGCGAAGUCAAAACGUGGGCGUGAUUUGAGAGCUAACGCUGCUCUGGCACGUUUCGAAGCGGAGAAGAGUGCCAAGAUCAAGCAAGAAACGCCGGAGCUGGACGCUGAUGAUGGAUCGGAGACUGAGUCCGAUUAUGGGUGGUCCAGUGAGGACGAGUCUGGUUCAGCUACUGGGAAGCACGCUGGCAAGAUUCAAGAUCGAAAUGGUAAUGAUAUGUUCAAGGUGUGUGGCGAUGAGGCAGAAGAAGAUGCUGGUGGGCAAGAUGAAAUGGAUGAGUUGAGAGUGCUGAGCGGCAGGCCAAAGUCCUCUCUGAGAAACGAUAUGCUGUCUUCUGCAAAGCCUUCGACUGGUGGACAUGAUCCCUGGCCGAAACAUGCAAAGGAUGACUCGGAAACAGAAAGCGAGGCUGGCGGUGAGGACGAACAAAUCACACAACCACCUACGAAAGCCACAGAUCUUGCUGCCCUGCCAGUAAAGCAAAGUGCGCCGACCGUACCGACGGAACCUGGACCAGUCCUCCAAUCAUCAGAGUCGCAUACUCAGCCCACGGUGAAGCAGCAUAUCUCGUCGCCUGACACCUCAGCAUCACCAAUUAACACUACGGCCUCGAGACGCAGUAACUGCCCGAUUUGCUCUCUCGAGAAUGACCCUCAAGCACCGACUUGUAUGGCGUGCGCUCAAGUGCUCAAGCCUUCGCUUGUGAAGAACCAUUGGCGUUGCAGGAGCGAGACCUGCUUGGCAAGCAAAGCUAAGUAUGUCAACGCGGGAGAUGUGGGCAGGUGUGGACUUUGUGGUGCAAAGAAGCCGGUGGAUACUGCUCGCGAUGUCGGUGAUGGCAGGGCGAUGGGAACGGUGGGUACUGAUGUCCUGAGGUGGGAUUGA